Theobroma umbraticum is the source of this 950-nucleotide messenger RNA. The record is from RefSeq and is a predicted model, not a curated record. Lineage: Eukaryota; Viridiplantae; Streptophyta; Magnoliopsida; Malvales; Malvaceae.
AAGCAAUCCUCUCCAUAUUCUUUAUCCAUUCUCUCCAAUUUCUCCUAAGAUGUUUUUUUACUCAUAUAGUCAGAUUCUUCCCCUAUAAAUACAUACAAGAACAGGCUCACUAUACUGCAAAUCCUGAAACAUUUCUUCCGAGGGUUCCUUCCUGGUUUGAAAGCAAAACAAACCCAAGAUGGAAUUUGAUUCAAUAUGCUCGAAAAUCGGCAACCUUAUCAAGUUCCUUCCAACAGGAACAGUCUUCGUUUUCCACUUCCUAAACCCUGUUUUCACCGACAAUGGCAACUGCGACAGGCUCAACAAGUACUUGUCGGGCAUCCUCAUUGGCCUCUGCGGCUUCUCUUGCAUCUUCGGCAGCUUCACCGACAGUUACAAAGGGAGUGACGGUAAAACUCAUUAUGGGGUAGCAACUUUUAAGGGUCUUUGGCCAUCACCCAACUCGGAAUCAGUGGACUUGUCGAGCUACAAGCUGAGGUUUGGCGACUUCGUUCAUGCUUUCUUUUCAUCAGUCGUGUUUGCUGUCUUGGUCCUUUUGGAACCUAACACCGUGGAGUGUUUCUACCCAUCGUUUGCAACCAGUGCCACGGCCUUGCUCUGCCUUGUCUUACUGCCCCCGAUUACGUUCGUAGUUUCUUUAGCAUUCAUAUGGUUCCCUGUCAAGCGCCAUGGCAUUGGGUAUCCUUCAACUGAUCAAUCUUCGAAUAAGAUCGAUCCGCUUCUUCCAUAAAAAAGUUUCUUAAUUAAAGUUUCUGUAAUGUCAAUCAAGUUUUGUACUUUUUGUUUCUUUUUUUAAAUAAAGUUCGUGCAAUUAAUAUAACAAGUGAAUGAUGGAAGGAUGGAUAUGUGCCAUUUUUCAUUCCCUUGAAUUAGUAUGUAUGUAAGUUUCUUUUCUCAUAAAUAAUUAAUGUGGUCUGAGUUAAUGAUAUUUUCCUUUGUAUGGUUAAUAA